Varroa destructor (honeybee mite) is the source of this 3334-nucleotide messenger RNA. RefSeq lists its product as uncharacterized. Lineage: Eukaryota; Metazoa; Arthropoda; Arachnida; Mesostigmata; Varroidae. The record is from RefSeq and is a predicted model, not a curated record. Gene Ontology annotation, molecular function: protein binding.
CGUGCUUCCGGAAGCAGCAUCAACAGUACCUGAUCCCUCUCCCAAGCCGCAUAUUACCGCAUCUAGUUCACGUCCACCCAGAUGAAGCAGAUCUGGUCCGCAACCCCACGCGCGUACCUCGGUCGGCUGCUCAUAGCGUAACGGACAAAAGACCGCAUUUAGACGCCAGAUUGAUUGUGAACAAGCGCUGCUUUCAUCCAACUGUGAUAUUGAAUUAAUUACGAUAACUGCAUAAUAUAAAACUUUUAAAGUGUUGUGGUCACUUCAACAAGAAAGAAGUAGCGGGUAUAACUUAUAAAGGCUAAUCGUGAGUAGCAAUCAAGUGCUAUGGAUUAACAACCCGAAAAAUAAUAAGGAUAAGGGAAGAGGGCAGCAAAACGACAAAGCUAUAAACCACAAAUGCUGAACAAAUCAUUAUUCAUACCGGCUUUCUAGCGUACGUAAAACAGUCUUAGAAAGCCAGCCACGGGCCGACGCAUCAGUAGGUGUUUCGAAGUGACUGUACAACUUGUGCACUUUUCUGAGAAAUCGCAACAAUGAAGGCCAACGGAGAAAACGGUGACGCCUCGACAUCUUCUGCAGAGCAGCAACUUGCUGAUGAGCUCGCCGAUAUUGAUUUAAACGACUCUGAAUUAGCCCAAGCCGCAUCAAAGAUUCAAAAACAGUUUCGCGGACUCAAAAAAGGAGGCGCCUUGGCAAAAAAGGAGAGUGAUACGCCGUCUGCGCCCGUUGAGCCGAGCCCACCCCCAGAAGUAGAGAAAACUGAAACGGAUGAGCUGGCCGAUAUUGACUUAACGGACCCGGAACUCGAGAAGGCAGCUAUGAAAAUUCAAUCAACUUUUAAGGGCUUCAAGACGCGACGCGCACCCGCGACCAAAUAGAACGUAUCGUCAAUUACAAUAGAGAGGCCUAGUGAAAAGGCCACAACAAAAAUGAAUCGGUUGACUUCAUUGCCGAAAAAGCAAAAGUUAGCAUGUUCGUGUCGUAGGCAUUUGCUGAAGUAGUGCAUGGAGAAAGCUGCAUAGGACGACGUAGCUGUAACGUCACGUUUUGAAUAUUUCCGGAAUAGUGUAUAUAAAUAGUAGUACGCCAUUUCUUGCAUAUGAACAGUCUUCGCCUAAUCGUGUCCUGCGUUAAUCGUUAAUUUGCUGUUUAAAAAGGUACAAUUCUACAUAUCUUCCUGUUAGGAAGGAAGCAUAACUGUUAAUUUAAUCAUACCGACAAGAAAAAGGUUCAGUGGCUUGACAUAAUGUAUCCGCCUUCAGUAUCAUAGCAAUAUCAUACAAUAAUAAAAAUACAUAAUUUCCCGUAUAAUCGAUCAACAGGCCACAACAAACAACAGGCCACCAUAAUAACGAUUAUAACUCACUUCCGUAGGGACACUUGCGUUGUAUCUGUCGCUCUAAACGUUCGGUGUCCUCUAUAUGAAAUUCAACGAUUUUGGGGGUGGACGCGCAAAAGAGACGGUAGUAGAUUGGAAUUGGAAGGAGGUCGCAUUUAUACGCAGGCGCCAUGGGAGAAAUCGAAUGUGGAGCGGAAAAAAUGGGCAGAAUAAAGAGAAGAACGCUUAGCAGUAAUUACGAUUUGUAGGGACCGUCCCGUUAGAGCAUAUCCGCUUAGCAUAUUACAUGUCAAGGAAAUAAAUGUAUGCUAUUCCGGGUACUAGAAUUACGAAAGCCACAAGCGUCAACUGUGUAAGUUGUUGAAAACGUUAAGUGGAAAGAAAAUCGCUUCAAGGCACGGCAGGUUUCAUAACGUCGGCGGGAGGUUUAUUAAUGGCGAAAAAAACGUUUCGCUUUUAUUGCUAUAGCAUGAAUGCCACUUACCAUUAAUUUAUUUAAGCCAGUAUUACCAAACAACAGUAUGGUAAUACUGGCUUAAAUCUAAUCGAUUAUAAGACAAUCUAAAACGAUAAAAGGUACCUCGGGGCAUGUAAUACAUAGUACGCGCAACUUAUCUUGAAGGGUGCGGGCGCUACAGGUACUCAUACUUGUCAUAUGUGCUUGCAUUUGAUACACGGGUACAACGUAUUGUAGGUAAUAGAAUACGCGAUUACAAGGACAGAGGUAAAUUAAAGACGAAAAGAAUUUGGUACACAGGAAGACGGAAGCUCAGCGUUAGGUACUUCAAAGAAAAUAAAUUAUCGACAGUUAACUUACCUACGACAAUACGACUUACUAGGACAAUAUCAGCCUACCGUAUGACCAUGUUGCGUGCCGAACAGCAAACGAAAGUUAUAUUGCUAAAAUAAUAAUAUUAAAAGCUGGAGAAGUAGGCAUAUAACAUAACAGAUGUUUUCCACUUGAUCUCUCAGCUUUUCUAGCGUAUGGCUGCUGCUAAAUAGCAGGGACGUAUUUGUUUAGACGAAGUAAAAAAAAAAGCAAUCAAUAUUGAACAUAUCGGUUUGUGCUGAGGCCGUUUACGGUACUCAACUUUCUAUUCUAAUUAGUAGAAUUAAUAAUAUUAAGUUCUCUUAAAUCAUUGAACUAAGAUGUCUAUUGGAAAUGGUAAAUGUAGACAGACGUAUUCGUCCCUCAAUAAAGCGUAGCUUUCAACCGAAACACUAUACACGAAGUAAUAGUUAGGGAAAAAUGUUCCAUGCCUGGAUGAUUUCAUCAUAAUUAAAAACAUUCGUUUUUUUUCCAGUCGUUGGAGCAUAAAAGUUCUCGCUUGCAAGUCAGUCUACGCCCAUUCAAAUUUGUGCUUUUCUUCUACUUAGUGGUAAAUAGCAACGCUUUUGUAAAAAGUACUACCACACAGAAGUCAGUCUCUGUAAAAGAUAGGUACUACAUUUCUUGAAACAUUCUCGUAGAAAAAUAGAUAAAAAGGAAAAGCUAACUUUUCCAAACAUUAUUAUAAUACAACGAAAUUCUUUCAUUGUGUUUAAUAAUAUAUAGUAGAUACAGUUAACCGAAGAAAUGACGUUAAUUUAUAAGAGUAAAGGUAAACCUCUCAGUGUAGAACGUUGCCGAGAUAACGAAGUAUAUAAAAAAGUCUUUUGACAGGCAAUCCGAUUUUUGCUUGCAUAUGUGGCCUACUUCAAAAGUGCGGUUGUAGAAAUAACGAUAAUAAAAAAAAAACCACAUAUAAAAAACUAACAAACCAGUACGUUUUCCACGAGAUCACCGUGCUAAUCUUAGAAGUCUCGGCAACGAUUGCAUACUGUAAUGCAUGAGUUAAUAGGGUAUUAUAACCGUAUGUUACGAUUUUAGUUGCGCUAUAGUAUUAAAGCAAUUUGUUGUAGUGUCCGCAAAAGUUGGCCAAUACAAGAAUAAUUAUAAUAAUAAUAUACAGAGGUAUAAAACGUUACAAUAAAGACGUUUACAGAAAAGGA